AUUAGCCUGUGUAAGGAGAUUUGUGUUAAGCUGCUAUCAGCCUGAGAUCUGCCUGACUUUCAUCGCCUCUGAAUGGAGUCCUAUUCUGGGAUUGUCUGGCUUCUCCCGGAACCUCUGAGCUGCCCCAUGGAACGAAUAGUUUAAGCCUCCCAGCCUUUUAUUUGUCCCAGUGGCGAACCAGGUUUUAUUUUUUUGCAAGGACCUCCUGUUGGUGUACACAUUAAUUCUACCCAUGUCUCUGCACGGACUGUUAAAGGAUGGGCAAGAAACUCAUUACAGCAUCUUUACCCAACUCAGCCAAUUCAUUCAGAGUCUUUCUGCUACUGUUCUGGGCUCGCUGCCUAGGGGAAACUGGAAAACAAGCUCUCGGCCAGAAUGGUCUGAUGAAAUCAUGCAGCAAGAGACCAGUCCAUUGUGUGCUGUGGAUAUUAAAGAGGUUAUAAAGAAGCAGUUUGCUUACCUAUCAGGAGGUAGAGGAGAAGAUGGCUGCCCCAUCAUCACUUUUCCUGAAUAUCCAUCCUUCAGUGAGAUCCAAGAGAGAGAAAUUCAUGAUGUCCUCACCUACCUCACCAGCAUUCCCAGCUUACAAGCUGCUGGGGUUGGAUUUAUCCUCAUCAUAGAUCGAAGACAAGACAAAUGGACCUCUGUGAAAGGCACCCUGCUGAGCAUAGCGGGGUCCUUCCCAGGGAUUCUGCAGCUCAUCCUGGUGCUUCGUCCCACUGGGCUGUUCCAGCGAGCUCUCUCUGACAUCGUCUUCAGAUUCAACAAAGAUGAGUUUAAGAUGAAGGUACCGAUCAUCAUGUUGAGCUCAGUAACAGAAUUACACACUUACAUCGAUAGAACCCAGCUAACCCAGGAGCUUGGCGGUACUCUGGCAUAUUGCCAUGAUGAGUGGCUUUCUCGUCGGACGGCGAUUGAAGGUUUUGCCCUAAUGGUAAAAAAGACGGCUCAAAUGCUUCAGUCUUUUGGGACUGAACUUGCGGAAACUGAACUGCCAAAUGAUGUGCAGGCAACCUCGAGCCUUCUUGAGGUACAUACAGAAAAGAAAGAGAAGAUGAAGGAAGAUUUGAGGCAAGCCCUAAACCAAGGACAUGGACUUCUUGAAAGCAUUAAUGAGCCAGUCACGAAGGAUCCAGGUUACAUACUGAACCAGGAUGAGCUGGAGAAUCUGGCCACUGUGGAAAGGCUGCUCGGUCAGUUAAAUGAGACUGAAACCGCGUUUGAUGAAUUCUGGGAUAAGCAUCAAAGCAAGCUUGAGCAGUGCCUGCAGCUCCGCCAUUUUGAGCAGAGUUUCCGGGAGAUCAAGGUGCCAUUAGAUCUUGUAACUGAGCGCCUGGCUGCAUUCACAGACCCAGGAAACUGCACCACACACGUGGAGCACAUUCUGCGAGACUUUAGUAGUCAUGAAGAGCAAACCUGUGAGGUAUUGGACCAGGCGAAGGACCUGGCAUCGGAAGGGGAUCAGCUGAUCCAGAACAAUCAUUAUGCUGUGGACUCCAUUCUCCCCAAAUGCAACGAGCUGAGACGUGUGACUGAGGAUCUCGCCUCGGAGAUGCAGCUGAGGAAGGCUUUUCUCCACAAGUGUUUGGAGUUGCACCAGAGUCUUGAAAAGGCUGCCCAGUGGUGUGAUGAAGGGAUCUACCUGCUGGCUUCACAGCCGGUGGACAAGUGCCAGUCUCAGGAUGGAGCCCAGUCAGCCCUGCAGGAGAUUGAGAGGUUCUUGGAGGCUGCCGCUGACAACAAGCUCCAAGACCUUGAUACAAUCACCAGCGACUAUGAAUCGAUACUUAACCAGGAGUUCAGCGAACAUGUGCAGAAGGUGCUCCAGAAGCAGGAGGGGAUGCAGGAAAUGUUUGAGAAGCGGCGUGUGAGCCUGAAGAAGCUGGCCGCCAAGCAGACCCGACCUGUUCAACCGGUGGCACCCAGGCCUGAGGCUUUCAGUAAAUCUCCUCACUCAUCCCCAGGGCUCCGCAGAGGCUCUGAAAACACAUUCUCCCCAGACAAAGACGCCUUGCGCAGGCUAAACUACCAAAAAGGGGGAUGUAAGGAAAGCAGGACUGAGUCUAUAUCUGAGGAAGAGGAAAGCCUAGCAGUACUGCGAAGACAUGUGAUGAACGAGCUGAUUGAAACCGAGAGGGCCUAUGUGGAAGAGUUGCUGUGUGUACUUGAGGGAUAUGCAGCAGAGAUGGAUAACCCUGUGAUGAUGCAUCUUAUACCAGCGGCACUGCAGAAUAAGAAGGAGAUUCUCUUUGGUAAUAUGACAGAAAUCUACCAAUUCCAUAAUAGGAUAUUUCUAAGGGAGCUUGAAAGUUACAUCCACUAUCCAGAACUUGUAGGAAGGUGUUUUCUUGAAAGGAUGAAAGAUUUACAGAUUUAUGAGAAGUACUGCCACAAUAAACCCAGGUCAGAAAGCUUGUGGAGGCAGUGCUCAGACUGUGUCUUCUUUCAGGAAUGCCAGAAGAAGCUAGAACAUAAAUUAGGUUUGGACUCGUAUUUAUUAAAACCCGUACAGAGGAUAACGAAAUAUCAGUUAUUAUUAAAGGAGUUGUUGAAGUACAGCAAAAACUGUGACGGGUCUGAGGAUCUGCAGGAGGCCCUCACCGCAAUACUGGGGAUCCUGAAAGCCGUCAACGACUCCAUGCACCUGAUCGCCAUUACUGGAUAUGACGGAAACUUGAAUGAUCUUGGCAAGCUGUUAAUGCAAGGAUCCUUUAACGUGUGGACGGAGCAUAAAAAGGGACACUCGAAGGUGAAGGACCUGGCCCGUUUCAAGCCCAUGCAGAGGCACCUCUUUCUGCAUCAGAAAGCCCUGCUGUUCUGCAAGAGGAGAGAAGAGAACGGGGAAGGAUACGAGAAGGCACCUUCCUACAGCUUCAAACAUUAUUUAAAUAUGAGUGCUGUUGGAAUCACAGAGAACGCAAAGGGAGAUUAUAAAAAGUUUGAAAUCUGGUGUAAUGCAAGGGAGGAAGUUUACAUUGUACAGGCUCCAACACCAGAAAUAAAAACAGCAUGGGUAAAUGAAAUCAGGAAGGUGCUAACUGGCCAACUGAAUGCAUAUCGCGAAGCAAGCCAACAGAAGUCUUCAGAACAGGUGUUUCAGUCUCCUGGAGCUGGUAUACCUGUUAGUUCAAGUAGUCCUUUUAAGAGUUAUCAAAAAAAUAACAAGAAAUCGGAUGAGAAAAAGAGUGAACCAGCCAGCCCAGAUAGCUGCUUUGGUUCUGCUACUUCCCCAAAGUACCCAGAAAGAGAUGAAGCCACAACUAGCCCUACCUCAGAGCGCUCUGCAGUGUCUAAACGUUUUACUUUGCAGGGCUUCAGUAACCUUAAGAAUCAGAAAGAAUCUCCACCUCCCACAGUUAAAAGUCGAACGUUACCAAUCGCACUUCUUUCAAGACCAGGAUCUCCUACUAGCCCUGACACUAAAGCAAAACGGCACGAGAUCAAGAGCGAUCCAACGCCGUUUGGCUUUAGAGUUUGGGGUAAAGCAUCCCAAUCGCUCGAUGCAUCUGAAGAAAAUGACGGGUAUUCCAGCGCAGAAGAUCCACUCAAUUCCUCGGACACAGAGGAGGAGGCGGCAGGUAAAAAGCUGAGUCCUGGUAAAUAUACAGUAGUAGCCGAGUACGACAAAGGAAACGCAGGUGACCUGACAGUGAAAAGCGGAGAAAUGGUCCAGCUGAUUCGGGAAGGAGAAGAUGGGCAAUGGUAUGUUAAGAACCUCAAUACCAACAAAGAGGGGUGGGUUUCUGCUGCAAACCUGCUGGCAAUGAUAGGGGACUCCAAAUCUUCGCUUUCUUUGUGUAGCUCAGAAUCUGGCACUGUUUCUAGUAACCUGAGCACAUCCUCCAGCUGCAGUGAGAGUUGCACAGCCAGUAACACCAGCAUCUCUGAUAUCAAGGGCUAAGGACCGGCCUCAUCUAUCGAUUCCUGGGAAGGUUCUGGCAGUUGCUUUGACAGCCUAUUAACCUUCAGACUGAAGGAAUUAACACUGUCAUAUAUGUGAACCAGUGCAGCCUGCCCACACUUAAGUGCUAACUAUCGGUUUUCUGCUGGAGCUAUGCGAUAUUUGCGUGAGAGACUUAACCUACUUUAACAGGAGCCUCUGGGGACAGAUGAUUCGCAAUGAGUGAACCAGCAUUGUGUGUGUUUGUUUUCUUUCUUUUUUUGUAUGUGUGAUAUAUGGAACAAAUUUAAAAUAAAAUAUGACAACAUACAUAUUUUUCCACAAAGCUGCCCCCCCCCCCCCCAAAAAAAAAAAAAAAAACUUGAAGGAUGCAACAACCUAAAUAUUUUCGCAAGGUGCAAGCUCUUCUGAAAAAAUUUUGUUUUGGAAAUGCAGUAUCGCAUGUACAGCACUGUGUAUAUAUCUAUAUUUUUGUUUGAGCACAUUGAAGUACUAAGGGAACAGGUCUACACUCCUCUCAAGCCAUUCCAGUUUGGUCCUCUGGCACACUGUAUACUGUUAACAACUGCAGCAGUAAAAAGGCAUUCCUAGCCUCUGUUUUGAAAGCUUUUUGAUUGCAAAGAGGAUUUGAAACCUUUGACAAACCUUUCAAGACACUAAGAGAGAUGUCUAGUGUCUUAAGUAAGAAUUUUCGUUAUUUUAGUAUUGAUGAAUAUGCUACAAUUGGGUUGUUCUUUUUCUUUUUUUUUACGCAAACCUAAUUAACCUUCUAAACAGCCACAGUUUACAAAGUGAGUGGUUGAUACUUGUUUUAUUUUGCUGUGGUGUACACACUGCAGUUGUAUACUGUACUUGACAUUGCUUCCUCGUUUAUUUUUUUAAGGCAAUUUUGUCAAGGGACGUUCUUUUGCUGCUUUUUGUGUAACAUUUUGAAGCAGAUGUCGUCUAAUUUAUUUCUUGUUGAACAAAAAUCCAUAAGGGAAAAAUCUGGUUAUUCUUACUUAGUUGAUGUGUUUUUUGGGGGUUUUUUUUCCCCAGACAUGUAGUAUUGAUAUAAGGCGGGGGAAAAAAAAAAAGAUUAAAACUUUAUAGUUAAAGGGUGGAAAUCUUUACUGACAUACAGUCUCGGUUAUGCGUUGUACAUCACUUGUCAUGCAUCUCUCUGUGUAUAAUGCAAGGCCACAUCUUUCAUACAGCUGCCUUUUCUCAACCACACUUGCAAGAGAGGAAUACCACAAAUGCAUUAUCAGGAAAUUCACGCAAUUGUAGAUCUUGUGCUUUUCUAAAACAAAUAACAAGAUACAUAUCUGGUCUUGCCCAGAAAAGCCAUUUUAUAGCUUAAUUACUGCCAUUCUAGAGCUGGUAAACCAAGCAAUGGUGGCAUUCUCAACCGUGCGGUUUCUAGUGGAUGAAAUACAGUGUCCUGUUGAAAUUGACUGUCAAUGGAAGUUGUUUUGUAUGCAAAAAUGCUUAAAUUGAAUAAAUGAAUCCAAAAUGCAACUGCUGAAAGGACUUUUAAAUGAUUUGCACAAGUGAUGUUUAAUUCUUAACCUUCAGAGUUGUAUAUGACAGUAAUAUUGUAAAUGUAUGUUUCUGUUGCAACUUAAUAAUUCUGCAGGUCUGAUUUGUAGUGUAAUGGAUUGAUACCUGCUUAAGGUUUCAGAUUUGUGAAAAUGAUUUCUGUUUGCUGCUUUUGUAUAGUUCUUGUAUAAGUACACUUAAAGCUGCAAUAUCCCUGCAAUCCCACAUCCAUUACUUUUACACUACAAAACUUAUUUGUGGGUGUCUAAUGUAUUCUUGUAUAGUUCAGCUUUCAGUAUGUUGUGCUUUAUCAGAAACAUUGACAAACUGAAUUUGACGUUUGUAUCUGUACAAACCCAAGCUCGCUUUUAAUAAAUGCUUGCAUCUACAGUAAAGUACUGUAAGCCAACAGACAUUGAAAAGGACACUUGUCAAAUCUGUCUACUAGGCAUUUACUUUGUUACGGACUUAAAUUGAAACACCUGUUUUAACACUGACAAGAAGAUAGUAACCUUAUUAAACAUUCAAUUAUUUUAUUACCUGUAGGGGACAUUGUUAAUUUAUUUAAACAAACAAGAGAUGACCCAUUUACAGUGAAAGAAAUGUCCACUAAUGUGAUGUAUUUUUAGGGUUUAUUUCCUUUGAUUUGCACUUGCAAGGUCAUUAUGUUUUCAUUGCACUUUAUGCAGCACAUUGCAGCAAAUUUUCAUGUUUUUUUUUUUUUUUUUUUUUGAUUAAAUGAAUUUAAUAAAUAUAUUGUAUGGAUGUAUAACUUGAUUAAAUUCCAGUAAUAUAUGCUGGACUUUGCAAUCAAUGCUUUGUGGUGGAUCUGUUAUUCUUUCUGUUGCAUUACAAAUGUGUAUAUAUACAGAUGGAGUAGGAUUUUAUUUUGACGAACAUUUCUGAUAAACCAAACAAUUUACUUAAACAGUAUAAAACUAGCAGUAAGAUCUGUGAAUAUUAAUUGAACCGCCCUUUCGAGCAAGUAAGUUGCAUAUUGCUAGUUCAGUAUAAUCAAAUUGAGCUAAUUUAUUACUAUCAAAAACUAUUCUGGAAAACCUGAUUUACCCACUGUGGCAGAGCAAAGCUCUGCCCUUUAAAUUGGCAGGGAUGGGGUUAACUUCCCCUACCUGC
Polyodon spathula (Mississippi paddlefish) is the source of this 6556-nucleotide messenger RNA. RefSeq names its product guanine nucleotide exchange factor DBS-like. Gene Ontology annotation, biological process: positive regulation of Rho protein signal transduction; intracellular signal transduction. Lineage: Eukaryota; Metazoa; Chordata; Actinopteri; Acipenseriformes; Polyodontidae. Gene Ontology annotation, molecular function: protein binding; guanyl-nucleotide exchange factor activity. Gene Ontology annotation, cellular component: cytoplasm; extrinsic component of membrane. The transcript is spliced from 33 exons. The record is from RefSeq and is a predicted model, not a curated record. The coding region runs from base 233 to 3901 and encodes 1222 amino acids.